Molecule: messenger RNA, 2761 nt
Organism: Pseudomyrmex gracilis
Lineage: Eukaryota; Metazoa; Arthropoda; Insecta; Hymenoptera; Formicidae
Product: golgin subfamily A member 1-like
Exons: 8
Coding region: 411-2573 (720 amino acids)
Cellular component (GO): Golgi apparatus
Source: RefSeq, a predicted model, not a curated record
ACGUGAUCGAUGAUGUAGCUUUGAGGUGUAACGUAGUGCGGUAUGUCGCACCUAAGAACACAAAAUAUAUAUAUAUAUAUAUUUAUUAUGUACAUAUGUGUCCUGACACUUGACGGAAAUGCGACAAGUUUCGUUAUCAGCAUGAGCCGAUUAACGUAAAGCGAAAAAGAUGGCCCUGACGAGUCGCGCAAUCAAGAGAGAACAAAGGUGUGACGGAAAAUGAGGCAAUGGUGCGCAGUGUUUCUCGUGUCCUGAUAUUCAGUGUUGAAAGAUUUUUUAACGUAAACUGGAGAGCGUGCGGAAUAUAUUGUCACUCUGACGACGUUCAUGGACUUUUGUAUCGAAUGACAGUUGAUGUGCUUGUUACACCUGUCGCGUGUUAACUUUAAUAUACAAAUUACCGGUGCACGAUGUUUGCUACUCUGAAAAACAAAAUACGCGAAGAAAUCGGCAGCGACGUAUCCACCGUUGUCAGGAACGCCGGCAGUAUACGCGCCAUAAGUUCCAAACAUGUGUCUCAGACUGGCUCUACAAGUAGUAUUAGUGGUUCUCAAAUAUCAUUAGAUGAAACUAGAGAAGAAAAUACAGCAUCUCCUUUGCCACUAGUUGGACUCAGAAGAGAAAACAGUUUUGAACUUAAACUUACUGAUGGAAUGCAAUUAUCAGCAAAAGACAUAAAAAGAUUAGAAAACAGAGAAGAGGAAUGGAAGAAACGUUUGUUAAAAAAAGAAGCAGAAAUGUUAAAGCGGAUGGAGAAGAAAGAAGAAGAGUGGAAAGUUAGAUUAUUUGAGAAGGAGAAAGAAUGGAAGAAAGUAGUAGAGAAGCAGGAGAAAGAAAAGCAAAGAUUGCAAGAAGAGAUAAAAAAGAUAGAAAAUACAAAGCAGUCCUUAGAACAUGCUCUUAAAGAAGCAGAAGAAUAUAAAAAGAAGUUGUAUAGUUUUCAAGAAGAUGCAGAACAACUGGAAGGAUUUCAAACACAGGAGAUGGCAAAAGUUAAACAUCUUUUAUUGGCAAAAGAGCAGGAAGUAGAAGAAAAAUCGCAUCAUUUAAAAGCUGCCACAGCAGAAAUAGACAGUUUAAAGACAGAAGUUUCCCGCCUUAGACGAUAUGAAGAUGAGUUGAAUAAUGUACAAGACGAGAUGGAAACGAUGCGUCAUUCAACGCAGCGAGAGAGAGCGCAACUUUCUUGCCAGUUGGCGCAAACAGAAGAAGAAGUACGCCACUUGAAAGACAAGGUGUUUGUACUCGAGCAGAGAAUCGCUUUGGAGACGAACGAUCAAGUGACAGUCGACGAGAGAAUAGCGGAUCUGAUGCGCGAAAGAACACUAUUGGAGAGGAAACUGGAAGAGGCGCAUCUCCAUCUUUCUGACAUAAAGACCAGUUGGUCGGGCAAAAUUUCCAGUCUCGAGACACAAGUUGGCAGGCUCAGCAGACAGGCCGGUGAAGAAGGACUAGAACGCAGACGAGUCGAGGAGGAGAAGGAGAAGCUCAAACAGAGAAUCAAACAGCUAGAGGCCGAGAUAGAGGUGAACAAUGUUGUCAUGGCGACAAAAGACGCCAAGCUUUUGCGUAUGACUGAGGACAUUGACGAGAUGGCCACGGAACUGAAAGAGCUCCGGGCCAGCGUCGAUGACGAAGUGGAAGAGUUUAAACGGCAAAUUGAAUCCUCUUCGAAGCAAAUUAGUCAACUGAAAUCGGAUCUCGAAAAUACAACAAACAAGUUGACCACAGCUACCAACGAGUUAGAGAAUCUCCGAUCGUCCUUGGAACGAGAACAGUCGAAUAAUUCUUCCUUGCAUCUGGAAAUGGCGCAGCUGCAAGAGAUUCUUGAGUCCGAACGACUAACUACGGCGAAGCUGCGAGUCUUCCUCGAGAAAGAGAGGAGUGAGAAGGAUGCCGCCUUGUUAAGAAACGCUCAAAUAUCGCAAGACAUAGAAAUCGUGAAGCAAGAAAAUCGACAACAGGAAAUCGAGAACAUAGAACUGCAUAGUAGAGUGGAAAAUUUGGAAGGAGAUUUAGUUGAUAAAGUGAAAGAGGCGGAACAAGCGACGGUUACGUUAAAAGAAUUUGAACAGAAAGUCGCGAAACUGGAAGAAGUGGAACGUAGCAGAGAGAAAUUAGAAGGGAACGAGAGAAUACUUAAGAGCAGCUUGUUGGAUCUGGAAGAGCAGCUGAGCGAAAAAAAUAAGACAAUCAAAGUUUUGCAGCAACGUUUAACUGACAUGAAGAAAACACUUCAACGCGAGUUAAAGAUACCAUCCUCGUCGUUAGACAGCGAAGUCGAAACUUCCGCAGCUAUUCUUAAUCCAAGUUCAUCCAAAACGGUCACUGCCAGAUACAAUUCCAGAGAAGACGACGUUAAUUUCAAAUAUCUCAAACAUGUUCUCAUUAAAUUUCUGACCAGUAGAGAAUACGAGGCUCUUCAUUUAACGAGGGCAGUGGCGACAUUGUUACACUUCUCACCAGAGGAGGAACGUCUACUUCAAGAAACCUUGGAAUGGAAAAUGUCAUGGUUCGGCACAAGGCCUAACUUAGGUUUUGGACAAACUGCCAAGGCGAUACCACCCAGCUGAUAAUUACACAGUAAUUUUGCAUUUGACAAAGCGCGCAAGAGCAAAUGUAAAUUCUUGUUUAACCUUUAAGUUGUAUACUCGGUUUGUGUGAAAAGACGGUUUUCGCGUCUGAUUUAAACGGAGUAUAUAUAAAGAUAAAUAGAAGAAAACUAUAGAAAAUUAAUGUGAGAUUUUACAACAAAUAAUGU